UCUCUCUCUCUCUCUCUCUCAUCUUUCUUUUCUUUUCCAUCACUUCUUCUUCUUCUCUUCUCACUUUUUCUUCUUCUCUUCUCAGAUGAAGCUGAGGCUGAGGCUGAUGAGCAGCAAACAAUCCUUUUAACAUGAGUGUUGGGUUUCUUUCAUGGUUUGCUAAAUUGGAAUCUCUUGCCCACUUGUGUGUAGUGGAGGAUAGUGAUUACUAUAAGUGACUGCUUCUAUAAUGGAAUUGAUGACAAAGUCCUCGUUGAAAUUUUUCUUGAAGGAGGAAGCGAGUUUACCUCUAUUGUCCUUGACGUGGGUUAUGGUUUUGAUUGCCAAUAGAGGUAUAUGCACCUUGAUUUCUUGGGAAACAUGCAGGUGGAACUUCAAUUCCAUGGCAGUGCUGAUGUAAACGAGAAGGAUGCAAUAUUCAAUUAUCAAAGGAAAUAUCUUCCUAUACAGCAGCUUGUCCCUGGUGGUUCUCCUGAUUCAGAAUGUGCGGUGGUAUGCAAGAUUGCUUUUGUUAGUGUUGUGAAAUUGGCAGAUCUAAAGAAGAAUGUUGAUGAACAAGAAAGUCUGGUGUUUGCUACUUUAGCUAGUGACUUGGUAGUCCGAGGACUAAUAUUACUAUCAGUUGUUAUGACUUUUUUUAAUUUUUUUUUGUUGGUUCUUGUAUUUGAAAUAGAGAGUUUAUUUGCAUUGUUGACUUCUUCUUAACUCUCCAACGACCAUAUGAAGAUUUCUAGGGUGUGAGAAAUAUGAAACAAUUUGAAGAGCAUGUAGGUAAAGGGCCAUCAAGAUGCUAACUAUAAAUCUGACCCUUGUGCACUAAAGUUUUCCCUUUCUUAAAAAUGAA
Camellia sinensis is the source of this 844-nucleotide messenger RNA. NCBI's taxonomy places the organism in Eukaryota, Viridiplantae, Streptophyta, Magnoliopsida, Ericales, Theaceae. The record is from RefSeq and is a predicted model, not a curated record.